Aspergillus wentii DTO 134E9 is the source of this 1090-nucleotide messenger RNA. RefSeq lists its product as uncharacterized. NCBI's taxonomy places the organism in Eukaryota, Fungi, Ascomycota, Eurotiomycetes, Eurotiales, Aspergillaceae. The record is from RefSeq and is a predicted model, not a curated record. Bases 251 to 685 code for a protein of 144 amino acids. The transcript has a single exon.
GAAGCGUGAGACCUCAGAGGCACCCGCCAGUGUCAAGGAUGACGCUGGCAAUGACAACGACACUUCUGCCGAGGUGGGCGCGGACGACCAGAUUCCCCCAUAAAAGAAGAAGACGCUUCGGGUUCGGUGGAAAGACACCAAUGAGGAAGAGGCCCCUACAGGGUCUCAACCCCGUCCAGCCGAACCCGAGCCAGCGGACUCUUCAAAAAGGCAGACCCGAGGCGGCCGUCGCAAGCGCAAGCUCGCCGAUAUGGAAGAAGAAGAAGAAGAGGAAGAACCAGCCGACGCUUCUGACUCCAAUGCCGCAGCCGCUGUGAGCGAUGCUAGGGCCGGCACCGCGGAGGGAACCAAACCUCCACGGAAGCGAUCCAAACGGGGGCGCAAGCCAAACAAAGAGCGCGACGAGUCAGUCGAAGAGAUUGAUUCUGACGCUGCUCCAGUCCCCGGUGCGGAUUCUGCUGCUGCCAGGCCCCGCGCCACAGCGCUCGGGGCGCAAGCCUUUCCCCCCUUCCCGACAGAUAGUCUCAAGGGGGCCGCCCAGUUGUCCAUGCAUACAGUUCUCAGUCGACAAUUGCAGGAGAGGCUUGAGGACUGUGAGACCAAAUGGCUUGCGGCGAUCGAGUCUCUUCAAACUGCUAAAGAGACGCUGGACAGCUGGGUGGAGGUUUGGCGGAAAGGGUUGUAGUCCCGUCAUUCCUGGAAGGACUUGCGGUGUUGUUUUCGGUUGUUGGAUUGGAUGAAUUUAUGGUGCAUAGCGAUGGCGUUCCUGGCGUUUCUGGUGGUUUUUCUGGCUUGUCUGGGAUUGGUUUGGGUUGGAUCUGCUCCUGUAUACAUCGUCUGCUGGUUAGCGGCUAGGGAUGAGCGGCUUUUGUAUCUUUUGAUCUUCUGAAAAUUAGGAAAGGAGACCUGUCUUGUUUCAGCUGAACCCGUGGGUUUCUGUUCGCAGGAAUGGCCAUGAUGGGGCAGCUUGGAUUGAAGGAAUCGUGGGCUCCGGAGGUGAGAUGGUUUGCACUGCAUAUAUCUGGUGGUGGAUUAAGGGAUUACUAUGAGCGAUGAGCACGAAUGAAUGAUAUGAAGCCACCCCAAUUUA